Molecule: messenger RNA, 1121 nt
Organism: Magnolia sinica
Lineage: Eukaryota; Viridiplantae; Streptophyta; Magnoliopsida; Magnoliales; Magnoliaceae
Exons: 4
Coding region: 266-970 (234 amino acids)
Source: RefSeq, a predicted model, not a curated record
GAACAGACCUCAACAUUGGAAAAAGUUUAAAGGAAGAACUUCCAGGUCGUAGAAAUUGCAAAUGCUUAAGUCAGUUCCUAGUCUUUGGUGAUCUCAAGAAAAGUUCAAUUGCACUGCUAUCCUAUUCACUAAGGCAUGAAUCAUUUAAAAGUGAAGAAGAUACUAUAGUUAAUGAGUUAAAUAUAUCAUUUAUUGUUACUGCUGUCAACGGCCCAAGGUCUAGCUUUUGGACUAACAUCUUUUACCAUUCACAGAUCUAUGGAAAAUGAAAACAACAAUGCAAAUGUUGACCCCAACAAUUUCAAAUGCCAUUAUUGUGAAGAAAUGUUUCAAGAUCUUGAGAUGCUCAAGCAGCAUUACAAGGAUAAGCACCAUAGGUUCAAUGAAAUAUUUUAUCAUGAGUGUGAAAAUUGUGGAAACAAGUACUCCAGUAAGGUUGUACUACAAUUACAUACGUGUUGGAAUGGCAAUGUCUGAUAACACGGCCAUGGCCAAUGCAGUAAUAUCGAAUAGGCUUAGUGGACCGCUGAUUGAUAGAAGUUUUCUUACUGCAGAGCAUGGAGGUGACAGCGAUGUUGGUUUUUCAGGAACAGCAAUGUCCGGUAACACUGUCACGACCAAUGCAAUGCUAUCGAAUAGGCUUAGUGGGCCACUGAUUGAUGAAGGUGAUAGUGGAAGUGGACGCUUUUUGAGCAUGCAAGGUAACAUGGGAGGCAGAAAUCUUCCAAGGAACCAUGGCAGGCUGAUGGGCAUCACUAACAAUUGGACCAUGCUUUGCAUUGCUGCACAAAGUUAUUUAGGACCUGAUGACGAUCAAUCUUCCGGCUUCCAGACUGGAGAGAAGUGCUACAUUUGCAAAAGGGAUGUUGAUUACGUGCCAACAGGCACAAUGUCCAAGCCCAGCGGGACAAUUCCUACUGUGGUUCUUGCAUGCGACCACGUAUUUCAUGAAUGCUUGUGCCAUGGGUGAGCGAUAACACGUCCAACUCACAAUUUGAAGUCUGGUUUUCAGGUAGUUUUUUGGAGUGAAAUGUAACUGUAAAUAGGCAGAAUUGAAAGAUGAGUUUACGAGUAACUAGUCAGGGUGUAGAUAUGAAAGUGAUACGUUCUUGCUUCGGUUA